This is a messenger RNA of Somion occarium, 1749 nucleotides long. NCBI's taxonomy places the organism in Eukaryota, Fungi, Basidiomycota, Agaricomycetes, Polyporales, Cerrenaceae. The record is from the annotation of a GenBank genome assembly.
GCCCAAUUCUCUUCCUCAUGUCUCUCCGACCUCUCAUAGCAAUAUGCGGCACAACAGGUGUCGGAAAAUCCAAACUCGCCAUCGAACUUGCACUUUCUUUACAGCUGCAGACAUCCCAUAGCACCCAUGGCUAUAAUGGGGCAAGAAUCAUCAAUGCAGACGCUAUGCAAGUCUAUGCCGGUAUGGACAUAAUCACGAACAAAGUUCCACCAGAAGAACAGGCCGGGGUCGAACAUCUCUUGAUGGGGUUUAAGAAACCAGGGGAACAGUAUGUUGUUGGACAGUGGGUGAGAGAUGCGAUACAAGUGAUCGAGGAGACACAUAGACGAAAUCAAAUUCCUAUUAUCGUUGGUGGUACAUCUUACUGGAUUCAACACCUCAUCUUUCCGAACCGUCUCGCCUCCCUCGAUAAACUAGAUGAUACGGACAAACGACCAUCUGCUCCCAUGUCCGAAACUCUUGCAGCAGCUGUCAAUUGCCUCCCUCCGAAGUUCCUGGACCUUUACAACAAUCUUCCAAAACAGCUGCCCUCAGAUUCUGUUGAUUCCGAGUCCGCCUCUGCAUUAUAUUCAUUAUUAGGGUCACUUGACCCGCAAAUGGCGCAGAGAUGGCAUUGGAAGGACAGUAGGAAGGUCUUGAGAAGUUUGAAUGUUAUCAAGGAAAGUGGGAGGCUUGGAAGUGAGGUUGUAUCUGAACAGAAUCAAGUUAAUGAACCUCCGAGAUAUCGCUCUUUGCUUUUCUGGUUAUACGCUAAACCAGAUAUUCUAUUUCCUCGUUUGGAUGCACGUGUUGAUAACAUGAUUCAGCGAGGGCUCCUCAAGGAAGUUCAAGAACUCAUAGAUAUUGCCAAAUCACCACCUGAAGAGCAGACGUACGGUCCUGGAUCAGAUACAGACUCGCCUCAGUUCGACUAUACACUUGGCCUAUACCAGUCCAUAGGUUUCAAGGAAUUUUCGCAAUAUCUCUCUAUGCCCGAAGGACAGGAGAAAACUAAAGCUUAUGAGUCAGCUGUCGGCCGUAUGAAGAUUUCCACUCGUCAAUAUGCGAAGAAGCAAGUCAGUUGGUUAAGGAAUAAGUUGUUACCUGCUGCAUAUAGUGCAAAUGCUGCUAUGCGGGAGAUUGGCAAGUUACCUGUGGUUCCUACAUAUUUAUUGGACGCUACGGACUUGAGUUCUUGGAAGGAAAAUAUACAUGAUAUUGCUGAACGGAUCACUCGUGACUUUCUAGAGGAACGAGAUCUGUUAGACCCUCUAUCAGUGUCUGACACUGCUGCUUCAUUACUUUCGCUGCCCGAGAAGGAUGUCAGUCCAACAGCAGUCCUAAACGCGCGACGAAAGAUUGUUUGCCCUGUCUGCACGGUCAAUCCGCAACAACCAGUCUUAAUCGAGGAAGGCAAAGAAUGGAAAGCACACGUCGCUACUCGAUUUCAUCGGAAGAUGCAAAGACGAGCUGAACAUGGACACGAGUGGGAGGCCAGGAAAAUGUCAAGGGAGGCUUCGAGGAACACUAUUGGGACCUCGUUAGAUGUGGAAAGCGACAGCGAGAAGGUAGAGUGAUGGCGAGUGAGGAGAAAGGUAGAGUGAGGGCGAGUGAGGAGACUGAAGACCCUUUGGACGUUCUAGCUUCUGUAGGUACAUCCAAAAAGAAUUGACUCUAUACAAUAGCAAAACCAGGGAUUAAUGUACUGUACACUGUUGAUCUCAGAAUACGUCGAAGAACACGCUCAUUUUGCAAUUGCAGACGUCCCGU